GUGUUUUCUCUCACACAUCCAGGGACGGCAUGAAGCUGUUUGUGCUGCUGGCUCUGUUUGGGCUCAGUGUGGCCCAACACAACCCUCACCUCAGGCAGGGGAGGACAUCCAUCGUUCACCUGUUUGAGUGGCGCUGGGCCGACAUUGCUGAAGAGUGCGAGCGCUUCUUGGGUCCAAAUGGCUUCGGUGGAGUUCAGAUCUCCCCUCCAAAUGAGCACAUCGUGCUCGGCUCCCCCUGGAGGCCCUGGUGGCAGAGAUACCAGCCCAUCAGCUACAACCUGUGCUCCAGAUCUGGUAGUGAGUCUGAACUGAGAGACAUGAUCACCAGAUGCAACAACGUCGGGGUCAACAUCUACGUGGACGCCGUCAUCAACCACAUGUGUGGAGCUGGUGGUGGAGAAGGAACACACUCCUCAUGUGGCAGCUGGUUCAACGCCGGCACCAAAGACUUCCCCAGCGUUCCUUAUUCCAACUUGGACUUUAACGACUACAAAUGCAGGACAUCCAGUGGAAAUAUUGAGAACUACAGCGAUAAAUAUCAGGUGCGUGACUGUCGUCUGGUCAGUCUGCUGGAUCUGGCUCUGGAGAAGGACUUUGUUCGGGACAAGGUGGCCGACUUCAUGAACAAACUGAUCGACAUGGGCGUGGCCGGAUUCAGGGUGGAUGCCGUCAAGCACAUGUGGCCUGGAGACCUCGACGCUGUCUCUCGUCGUCUGCAUAACCUGAACUCUAAGUGGUUCCCCGAUGACGCCAAACCCUUCAUCUUCCAAGAGGUUAUUGAUCUGGGAGGUGAGGCUAUUUCAGCUCCAGAGUAUUUCCAUCUGGGAAGGGUGACGGAGUUCAAAUACGGUGCCAAACUGGGAACUGUGUUCAGAAAAUGGAACAACGAGAAGCUGUGUUACACCAGAAACUGGGGAGAAGGCUGGGGCUUCAUGCCCAAUGGGAACGCCCUGGUCUUCAUUGACAACCAUGACAACCAGAGAGGCCAUGGUGCAGGCGGUGCGGCCAUCCUGACUUUCUGGGACCCAAGGCUUUACAAAAUGAGCGUGGGCUUCAUGCUGGCCCACCCAUACGGAGUAACCAGAGUGAUGUCCAGCUUCCACUGGGACCGCCACUUUGUGAAUGGAAAGGACCAGAACGACUGGAUGGGCCCCCCCAGCCACGGUAACGGAUCCACCAAGCCCGUCCCCAUCAAACCAGACCAGACCUGUGGAGACGGGUGGGUGUGUGAGCACAGAUGGCGACAAAUCAAGAACAUGGUCAUCUUCCGUAAUGUGGUCAACGGACAACCUUUCACCAACUGGUGGGACAACAACAGCAAUCAGGUUGCCUUUGGACGUGGUAACCGCGGGUUUAUCGUCUUUAACAACGAUGACUGGGAUCUGAACAUGACCCUCAGCACUGGUUUGCCCGGUGGAGUCUACUGUGAUGUCAUUUCUGGACAGAAGGAAGGAAAUGCCUGUACUGGGAAGCAGAUCCACGUGGGCAGUGACGGCCGUGCUCACUUCUUCAUCAGCAACAAAGAUGAGGAUCCAUUUGUUGCUAUUCAUGUCGAUGCAAAGCUCUGAAUACAUGAAUAAAUAAAAAUAAAGACAAUUAUAAUUUUCAAUGUAAAAAUAAUAAAGGAGGUUUGGGUAC
Molecule: messenger RNA, 1638 nt
Organism: Cynoglossus semilaevis (tongue sole)
Lineage: Eukaryota; Metazoa; Chordata; Actinopteri; Pleuronectiformes; Cynoglossidae
Gene: amylase
Product: pancreatic alpha-amylase-like
Biological process (GO): carbohydrate metabolic process
Molecular function (GO): alpha-amylase activity; cation binding
Source: RefSeq, marked predicted